CUACAAUCGGUCCACCGAAGAAUUCAGUAUCCUAAGAUCGUCAUAUCGUAACAAUUACGACCGAAAGUAACGUGCAUCAUGAAAGUUCUGCUUCUUCUUUGCCUGGUUUUGACCAGUGCUAUAGUUCUUGCCAAACCUCUCGACACACCCGAUCUCUUGCAAUCCGCCGGUGACGAAGUGGUUUCUCACGACGGUCAGAACCCUGACGAGGUGAAGGCAGCAUCAGAGGAAGCGGAUUUCAACCAAGAUGAGGAAUUUGAUGAGGAUUUCGAAUCAGAAGAUCAUCCAAUGCAAGAUCCUCGACCCCCGCAAGAUUCAGAAGCACCCCGUCCAUCACAACCAGAGCAAAAUCAUCAAGACAAUAAAAGCGAACAUGCUCAGGAACCUUCCCAAAACGAACGUCCAUCACAUGAAGCACCUUCAGAACAUGGUGAACACCCAAAGGAUAGUUUAGAUCAUUCAGAUCAACAACACGAAGACAGACCAUCUUCCCAAGAUGAUGGAAGUCGUCAUCACUUCCAUCAACACCAUCAUAGCGGUGACAAUCAGGAACAAGGAAGUGAUGGUCAGAAAGAGCAUCAUCAUAAUCAUCAGGGAAGCUCAGGACACCAAGGAUCACAGGAACAACGUCCACCUCAGGUACAUCAAAAUCCUGGACAAGGACCUCAGGGACAACGUCCACCACAGGGAUCGCAAAACUCUGGGUAUGAAUCCGAAGAGCAACGUCCUCCACAGGGAUCACAACAGCCUCAGCAAGGUCCACAAGGACAGCGUCCUCCACAGGGCCCUCAAAACCCUGGACAAGGACCACAAGGACAGCAUUUCCAGCGCCCUCCUCAAGAAUCACAAGGGCCACAAGGACAGCGCCCUCCACAGGGACCUCAAAAUCCUGGACAAGAACAACAAGGACAGCGUCCACCCCAGGGACCUCAAAACUUAGGACAAGGACAGCAGGGACAAGAUUCCCAGCGCCCUCCUCAAGGACCACAAGGUUCCCAAAACCCGGAACAAGGACCACAAGGACAAGAUUCCCAGCGCCCUCCUCAAGGACCACAAGGACCGCAACAUCCUGGACAAGGACCACAAGGUCCCCAACAGGGGCCAUCAGGACAAGGAGGUCAACCACAGGGACCACCUCAAUCGGGAUCAGCACAGCCAAGUGGAUCAGCUCCAGAAGAGGUUAACAUCAAUAUCAAUAUAGGUCAGUAAAUGUUUGAUGUUGUAAUUAAGAAGAGUUGGAGUUGAAGUUUAACCUGGAAUGGUUCAAUAAAAUAUAUAUACUAAGA
Ochlerotatus camptorhynchus is the source of this 1286-nucleotide messenger RNA. RefSeq names its product proline-rich proteoglycan 2-like. The record is from RefSeq and is a predicted model, not a curated record. Bases 79 to 1209 code for a protein of 376 amino acids. The transcript has 4 exons. Lineage: Eukaryota; Metazoa; Arthropoda; Insecta; Diptera; Culicidae.